UUUGAGAAAUGAAUAAGCAAGGAGUGGGUGUAGUUGCUGAACCCGAAAUGGGUAGCCUCAUUUAUUUCCGAAUCUCUCUGCAUCAAAAUUUUCCCAUUCAGUCUCAAUUCUUCAUCCAUUCUCUCCCUCUUCCAGACAAACACACUCUUUUAUUCUCAAAUAUUAUAUAAUAUACCCAAUUACCCUGCUGCUGCUAUGUCUUCUUCUUCUUUUAUAUCGUUGAGGUGGAUUUUGGUGCUUUGAGGAGUUGAAAGCAGUAGCUAGGGUAAUUCUAUACAUUUAUAUAUAUAUAUAUAUAUAGAGAGAGAGAGAGAGAGAGAGAAAGAGAGAGAGGAGAUGGGUUUUGGAUUAGGAUGGUGGAUUUUGGUAAUAUUAUUUUUUGGGUGGAGUUUGUAUUUUAAGGCGAUGAUCAAAAAGAAGAAAUUAGAGAAAGAGGAGAUGAUGAGUAGUGGUGGUGAACAGAUAAAGGCGGCUGCUGCAAUUCCCAGAGGAAGAUCGGGCUGGCCUUUUAUAGGAGAGACGCUCGACUUCAUUGCUUGUGGCUUCACUUCUCGCCCAGCUACAUUCAUGGACAAGCGCAAGUCUCUGUAUGGGAAGGUAUUCAAAACGCACAUACUGGGACGGCCGGUUAUAGUAUCGACGGACGCCGACGUGAAUAGGGUGGUGCUUCAGAACCAGGGUAACAUCUUCGUUCCAUACUAUCCCAAAUCCAUUACUGACUUGCUUGGCGAGUCUUCUAUUCUGCAAAUGAACGGAACUCUUCAGCGGAGAGUCCAUGCCCUCAUCGGCGGCUUCUUGAGGUCUCCCCAGUUGAAAGCCCGCAUGGCCAGAGAAAUUGAAAACUCCGUCAAGCUCACCUUCUCUGGUUGGAAUCACAAGCGCACUAUAUAUCUUCAAGAAGAAACCAAAAAGAUUACGUUUGAAGCACUGGUCAGAAUGUUGAUGAGCAUUGAUCCUGGUGAAGAUUUGAACUUCUUGAGGCGAGAAUAUGGAGAGUUCAUCAAAGGGUUGAUUUGCUUACCAAUUAGGUUUCCCGGAAGCAGACUAUACAAAUCCCUCAAGGCAAAGGAGAGGUUGUUAGAGAUGGUGAGAAGGGUGGUGGAGAAGAGAAAGGCAGCCAUGGAUAAGACCAACGAGAAGGGGACCGCGUGGACAAACGAUGCGGUGGACGUGCUGUUACGCGACGCGAGUGAAUGCGGCGGCGAGGGGAACCAACGGCUGCCGUUGGAUUUCAUCAGCGGGAACAUCGUAGAGAUGAUGAUCCCAGGGGAGGACUCCGUGCCGAUGGCGAUGACGCUAGCAGUCAAGUUCCUAAGUGACAGCCCCGUCGCCCUAAGUCGCCUAGUGGAGGAGAACAUGGAGCUGAAGAGGCAGAAGGGUGCAUGCUGUGAGGAUUAUGCAUGGACGGAUUACAUGAGCUUGAACUUCACUCAAAAUGUGAUCAGUGAAACACUUAGAAUGGCAAAUAUCAUCAAUGCGGUCUGGAGGAAAGCUCUAAAGGAUGUUGAAAUCAAAGGAUUUUUUAUACCAAAGGGAUGGUGUGUGUUGGCAUCUUUCUGUUCGGUUCACAUGGAUGAAGAAAACUAUGAAAACCCCUACGAGUUUAAUCCUUGGAGAUGGGAGAAACCAGGGGGUGCUGCUGUGAACAGCAAUAGCUUUACACCAUUUGGUGGUGGGCAGAGGCUGUGUCCUGGAUUAGAAAUCUCAAGGCUUGAAAUUUCCAUCUUCCUUCACCAUCUCGUCACCUCUUUCAGGUGGGUGGCGGGGAAGGAUGAGAUUGUCAAUUUCCCCACUGUGAAGAUGAAGAGGAAGCUGCCCAUCACCAUCUUCCCCAUGGACCAUUAAUAACCCAUUCUCUGUGACUCUUCAAGAUAUCAGAUAUCUACAUCUAUAUCUAUUACACAUUGAAUUUUGAAUGAUAUUAUUUCGGGUGCAAACUAGUUCAGAUAAUUAAUAGUGUUACGAAACUAAUGUAAAGCUGAAUCGUGAAACAUUAAUGGGGCAGCAAAUUGUGUUGAAUAUAUAACAAAAUCGAGCUUGUUCUUUAGUUAUUUAUUUUUA
Molecule: messenger RNA, 2061 nt
Organism: Diospyros lotus (date-plum)
Lineage: Eukaryota; Viridiplantae; Streptophyta; Magnoliopsida; Ericales; Ebenaceae
Product: 3-epi-6-deoxocathasterone 23-monooxygenase CYP90C1
Exons: 9
Coding region: 337-1845 (502 amino acids)
Biological process (GO): brassinosteroid homeostasis; brassinosteroid biosynthetic process; multicellular organism development
Molecular function (GO): oxidoreductase activity, acting on paired donors, with incorporation or reduction of molecular oxygen, NAD(P)H as one donor, and incorporation of one atom of oxygen; heme binding; iron ion binding
Source: RefSeq, a predicted model, not a curated record